Messenger RNA from Aspergillus versicolor CBS 583.65, 547 nucleotides. RefSeq lists its product as uncharacterized. The transcript is spliced from 2 exons. The record is from RefSeq and is a predicted model, not a curated record. Bases 22 to 234 code for a protein of 70 amino acids. Lineage: Eukaryota; Fungi; Ascomycota; Eurotiomycetes; Eurotiales; Aspergillaceae.
CAAACAAUUACCACAAGAACAAUGUAUCAAAUCCUACUAGGCCGCGGAGGCCAACAAGCAGGAGUCGUCAGCCGACGCAUCCGAUCAAAAGUCCGGCCAGAAAACCAGAUCCCAUACAGCUCGCUGCACCGCCAGGGGGCUGCUUGGACUGCCGGCGGAUUCGGAGUCGCAUCGACUUUGUUCGGUGUCUACAGGACUUUCAAUUCGAUGAGGUUUUUCAAGUAUAUCAAAUAGGUGACGUGGGAAUUCGCUUAGGGCUGGCGUUUUUGGGCAUGAUUUGCGCAGACACUCUUUAAUGAGAACGAAUGAAUAUGAUGAAACCUAGUAUUUGCCAUCUAUUUCGGCCGGAGAACAUCCCUGCCAGUCACAAGACUUGGAUGAAUAAAUGGCUAGAAUCAUGGUGGCGAGCUUCCCCGCUUGAUCCAUGGGACAGAGCUCUAGCUUUCUCCAGAAUCCAGCGUUCUAGCCUCAGCCCACGCGAGCGAUAUAUGAGAAUUGUAUGUGGAAUUAUAGUUCUCUUCAUGAAGUGAUAUCCGUCAAAGUCUAC